AGGUAUUGCAAGCAGUUUCAUAUGACUCGGCAGCAAAAAGGCAACUACAAGCACCUCUCUGAAGAAGUGUUUUGGCUAUAGGUUAAAACAGAAUACAAAUGUCAACUUCCCCACCAACCUCUUGCGAUUGGAUGCUCCUGGUUGAACAGAAGAAUAUAAAUGUCCGAGUUACAACCAUGGAUGCAGAGCUGGAGUUUGCCAUCCUGCCCAGCACAACUGGCAAACAGCUUUUCGACCAGAUAGUGAAGACGAUCGGGCUGAGGGAGACGUGGUUCUUUGGGCUUCAGUAUAAGGACAGCAAAGGCUUCUCCACCUGGCUCAAGCUGAACAAGAGGGUGACUGCUCAAGAUGUGAAGCGGGACAACCCUUUGUUGAUCAAGUUCAGGGCCAAGUUUUACCCCGAGGACGUCGCCGAAGAGCUGAUCCAAGAGGCAACUCAGCGGCUCUUUUUUCUGCAGGUAAAGGAAAGCAUCCUAAAUGAUGAUAUAUACUGUCCACCUGAAACUGCGGUGCUUUUGGCCUCAUACGCUGUUCAGGUCAAGCUCGGAGACUACAGGGACGAUUAUCACGUACCGGGAUAUCUCGCAAAAGAGAAGCUGCUGCCACAGAGGGUUUUGGAGCAGCACAAGCUGAACAAGAGUCAGUGGGAGGAAAGAAUCCAGGUGUGGCAUAAAGAGCAUAAAGGGAUACUCAGAGAAGAUGCAAUGUUAGAGUACCUGAAGAUAGCACAGGAUCUGGAGAUGUAUGGGGUCAACUAUUUCAACAUCAAGAACAAGAAAGGCUCAGAGCUGUGGUUAGGGGUGGACGCACUGGGGCUAAACAUCUAUGACAAAAAGGACAAGCUGACUCCAAAGAUUGGCUUUCCCUGGAGUGAGAUCAGAAAUAUUUCCUUCAACGACAAGAAAUUUGUCAUCAAGCCCAUCGACAGGAAAGCUCCGGACUUUGUUUUCUAUGUACCUCGUCUUCGCAUCAACAAACGCAUCCUGGCAUUGUGCAUGGGGAAUCAUGACCUGUACAUGCGCAGACGUAAGCCCGACACCAUCGAGGUGCAGCAGAUGAAGGCCCAAGCUCGUGAGGAGAAGAACAAGCGACAAAUGGAGAGGGCUCUGCUUGAGAGUGAGAAAAAAAAGCGAGAAAAUGCUGAGAAGGAAACAGAGAAGAUUGCUCGGGAGACCAUGGAGCUGAUGGAGAGAUUGAGACAGAUUGAGGAACAGACAAAGCGAGCUCAAGAUGAGCUGGAGGAGCAAACUCGUAGGGCGCUUGAGUUAGAGAAGGAAAGAAAAAUUGCUCUGGAGGAGGCUGAGCGCCUGGACAAAGACCGCAGAGCUGCAGUACAGGCUAAAGCAGCCCUGCUGCACCACUCUGAGAACCAGAUCAAAAAUCAGGAAAACCUGGCCACUGAGCUGGCAGACCUUUCUUCUAAGAUCUCUCAGCUGGAAGAUGCCAAGAAGAAAAAGGACGAAGAGGCGAAAAGAUGGCAGAAAAGGGCAGUGAUGGUAGAAGCUGAUUUGGAGCGAACAAAAGAAGAGCUGAAGACUAAACUCAUGGGUGUCCACAUCCAGGAUUCGGUCCAUUCUAACAUCCUCGACCACGACGAGACGGAUGAGAGCAGCGCAGAAGCGAGCGCUGAGCUGACUUCUCCGGGGAUGGUCCGAGAUCGCAGCGAGGAGGAAAGAGUCACAGAGGCCCAGAAGAACCAGAGACUACAGAAAAACCUAAAGUUCCUGAGCACCGAACUGGCUCGAGCUGUAGACGAGAGCAAAAAGACCCCCAAUGACCUGAUCCACGCUGAGAAUGUGAGGGCGGGCCGUGACAAAUACAAGACCCUGCGUCAGAUUCGUCAGGGCAACACUAAACAACGCAUCGAUGAGUUUGAGUCCAUGUGAGCGGGAGUGCUGUUGGCCGGCUCAGCCUGCAGGAGGGAUUAAGUUCGGAUGAGCUGGACACACACAGAGAUUUUAGAAGUGUAGGGGAACAUUAUCACGUUAAUUGUAAAUUAAACUUAAGAAUGACAGUUUGAACCCGAAAACAAAUUAUAUUAUAGACAAUGUUGACGAUUUCUUUAGUAAGCAAGUCAGUGAGAAUGUAGCAGCUGUUCUUCUAGAUGCAUUUUUAAUUUUGCACACACCCACAUUCCCACUUCUCAUUUAUGAACAGGUUUGCUGUUGCCCUUAUCAGUCUGAUUACAUCCUACUGCACCAAUAUGUCCUAUUGAAAACCUUAUUAAUCUUGAUUAAUUGAAGCAGUGACAUUUAAGGCAAAUGUUUUUAUUCCAGCAAAAUGUGAAAUCAUCUUUUCUUUAUCUUGGAAAUAGAAGUAAAAAAUAAAAUAGAGAGAGACACAA
Molecule: messenger RNA, 2344 nt
Organism: Pelmatolapia mariae (spotted tilapia)
Lineage: Eukaryota; Metazoa; Chordata; Actinopteri; Cichliformes; Cichlidae
Product: moesin
Exons: 15
Coding region: 99-1886 (595 amino acids)
Biological process (GO): regulation of cell shape; positive regulation of early endosome to late endosome transport; regulation of organelle assembly
Cellular component (GO): plasma membrane; apical part of cell; microvillus
Molecular function (GO): actin binding; cell adhesion molecule binding
Source: RefSeq, a predicted model, not a curated record